Paramecium tetraurelia is the source of this 2139-nucleotide messenger RNA. RefSeq lists its product as uncharacterized. The record is from RefSeq and is a predicted model, not a curated record. Gene Ontology annotation, cellular component: mitochondrion. Gene Ontology annotation, biological process: mitochondrial tRNA 3'-end processing. The transcript has 3 exons. NCBI's taxonomy places the organism in Eukaryota, Ciliophora, Oligohymenophorea, Peniculida, Parameciidae. Gene Ontology annotation, molecular function: 3'-tRNA processing endoribonuclease activity.
AUGGUGAGAUUUUCCUUUUAAGUUAUUAAAAAUUAAGAAACUCCAAAUAUUGUUUGCUCCUUUGAUAAUAUUAGGUAUAUUUUUAAUCUUCCGGAUGGAUUUUAAAGGUUCACAAAAGACAAUUAAGUAAAAAUCAAUCAAGGGCCUCGAAUAUUUUUUACCAGAUUGAGCACACAAACAACAACUGGUUGUUUUGGAUAUUUAUCAACAUUAUUGGCAUAAAAUUGUGGAGUUAAUACAAAAAUUUAUGGGCCAAAAGGACUUUAUAUAAUGAAAUAGGAGGUUUUAAAACAUUACCUUAUUCGGUGUAAGAAUUUAAUGGAAACUGCUUAUUGGGAACAAAAGAUACAAAGCUAAUAGAAGAACUAUUGCAGCAGAACGAUUGAGCAUAUUAUUGAUCCAAAAGAAUCUAAUGAUGCUUCUAUCUAUAUGAAAAAUUCAACUUUGUUUAAGGAUCAAAAUAUAUAAAUAUAAGCUAUUGAAAUAAAUGAUACAAUUCAAUAUGUCAUUUCAUCAUUCCCCUAACCAGGUAACUACAAUAAAGAUAAAUUACAAUAAUUUAAAGUUCCUGCUAAUAAAAUGCAAGAUUUGUCAAAGAAUGGCAAAGUUAUUCUAGAAGAUGGAUAAAUAGUUACAAUUGAAUAAGUAAAAGAACCUGACAUUAUACCUUAAGUUGCAAUUAUUUUGGAUAUUGGAAAUGAAGAAUAAAUGUAGAAAUUGAUGGGUCAUAUAGAAUUCAAGAAGACUCUGGAAUAAUUUCAAGCAAAAUAGGUAAAUUUAGUUGCUGUUUUUCAUUUAUCUCACCAAAUUUAGGAAGAAUACUAUAUUGACUUUAUUAAAAAAUAUUCCUACUUUAAUCAUAUUUUCUGUAACUAUUAUAAGGAAAGUGAUGAUAAGAUUUGUUAAACACAUAUGAAGAUCCAACCUUUAUCAGAACUUUUAUCAAAUUUUUUACAUAAACAAUAUCCAUUUAAUUUUCCUCAUAUUGAAUGCUUAAAAUUAAGACCCAUACCUAUUGAUUUUAAAGAUGUAAACUAAAUAUUUGGCUACAUUCCUCUUUUUGAAUAUUUAAUUCUCCCAACGAAAUAAUAGGGGUAUAAACCAGUUUAGAAUUUUUCCCCAAAAAUAAUGUCUGAGAUGUUUACUAACAUUUAAUUCAAAAACUAUUAAUAAUAAUUUUAAUAAAAAGGAAUCGAUCAUAUAAGAUUAAUAUUUUUAGGUACUUGUUCUAUGAAACCAGGAUAGUUAAGAAAUGUUUCAGGGAUUAUUUUAGUGAAUGAAAAAUUGAAAUCUAACAUUAUUUUAGAUUGUGGAGAAGGAACUUUUAAAUAGAUCAGCGAUGAAAAUAUAGUUCUUGAUAAUAAGCCACUAAUUAUUUGGAUAAGCCAUGCUCAUAGCGAUCAUCAUUUAGGUUUAUUAUAAAUUGUUCAUAAUUUAUGUAAAUGCCAUAAUGAAAUAUAUUUAAUUGUGCCUGCAAUAGUAGUUCCUUGGCUGAUGUUUUUCAAGGAAAUCUUAGGAGAGUAAUGUAAUUGGAAAAUUAUUGUGUCGUAAUAAUUUGAUUAGGAUUUUAAAGAAGAUAUUAAUCAAUUAAUAAAGGAUUGUUUUCAUUAAUGUCGAAUUAGAUAAGGUGAAUUAGUAUAAAUUUAAGAUAAUUAAAAUUUCAUUAAAAACUAUGAAGACCUUAUAAGUUGUUUGAAGGAUUAAUUUGAAUUAGAUUCUAUAAAAGUUACGCCUGUUGAGCAUUGCCCAUAAUCUUAUGGAGUAAGAUUAAAUUUAUGUGAUGGAAGAUCUUUAUCUUAUUCUGGAGAUACAAGACCAUGUGAUAGAUUUAUAAAAUUAUCAUAAAAUGUUGAUAUUCUAAUUCAUGAAUCCACUUUUACAGAUGAUUUGUAAGAGAAUGCACUUUAAAAUAUGCACUCUACAAUUUCUGAGGCUGUUAAAGUAGGCAUGCUUGCUGACGCAAAAGUUAUUACAUUAACUCAUUAUUCUCAGAGAUACUCAAGAUAGAUAGAAAUUAAUUAAGAAAAUUUGGAGAAUGAUAGAAUUAUAUUUUGUUGCGACCAUUUUGGAGGAUAUUUAAAUGAGUAUUCAAAAUUAAGUCAAAUGAGUAAAGAGAUUAUAUAAUUAUUUAAUGAAUGA